AUGGCCGCGUCGGGCGCUCUUUCACAACUUCAGGAUCUUCCAGAAGCGCUGAUAUUCGAGAUAUGCGAACAUCUGGACAUCUUCUCGCUCGUCUCUCUCUCCGAGGUGGAUAGAUUCUUCUACAAACUCGCCAACGAGAGGCCCUCGUUCUGGAUAUACACUCUCACACACUCCGGACUACUUCUUCCUCUGUACUCCUUCCGGUCACUUCCUUCCUUCUCGGCACGGGAGUUGUACAUCGCAGCGCAUAGAGCCGUCUUGACUGAACGGAAUCUCUCUUCUCAAAAUCCAAAGUUACUUUCUUACCGCUACAUUCCCUGGCCAUACGACCCCGCACCUGGUGUGUCCCUUGCGGCUGGGGCCUGGGAGAUGCCUGAAGAGGCCGUCCGUAUGCACCUGUCGCACUAUAACGGUGAAUGGAUGUUUACAGUGUCGUCAAACAAUAUCCUGCGCAUCCUUCAUCUCCGAUCGGGCAAGGUAGGGCUGAUGUACGAUCAGGAUCGGUACGAAGGCGGGAUGGACGACGUUUCACGUGUCUCUUGGGCGGUCGAGUUUAGAGAGACAGACCAUGCGUAUAUGGUCAUGAACUGUUAUCUGCAAGGGGAGACAGGGCCAGAACCCUCUGUACGACUCCUGAAUGUUCGGUUCUUUCCGGAGACAGCCCUCGCCACCGUGGAGACGAUCUCCACGUAUAGUACCCCAAUCAUGACGAGCCAUCUGGACCUGGCUGGCGGUUACAUAGUGGCAACAAUACCAAGAACAGACAACGAAUAUUUGGGAGACGUUCACAUGAUUCGAAUGCGUGAUAUGAAACCCAUGGUCCUUCCACCUUUAUAUCCUGCAUUAAGAAUUGCAGCGUUUGAGGAAUACUUCCUCUCGACGGCCAUCAGCCCGACGAAUCAAGUUUACGUACAAGUAGUAGGGUAUCCUCACUACGUCCAGGAAAAAGAAGAGUCUGAGCCUCUGUUCUCUCUUCGCUCAUAUCAUAUUCCCUACCGUGGUCCGAUUUUCGACCGCGGAACUCCUUUUGGAUGUCAGACCUGUCACUUUUACACUGGGCAGCAGUACAGCCCCAUCAAGUUCUGGAUACGCCCCGGUCGUAGUGGGUCCUGGCAAGUUUUCACACUCAAUCUGGAUGUGAAAGGCCUGCGCUCGAUGGCUAGUCGAGUGGCCACGGGUAGGGCAGGCCAAGAGGAGACGCUUACCAAAACAUACUGGAUCAUGCAAGAGGACUCCCGUAUCCUUGAAGAAAAAGGGCUGCACCACUGGUGUAUACCGGCCAUGUCUGGCCGGCGAUAUCUAUGGUGGCGAAAUGUCCUCAACACAUUGCCAUCGAGCACUCCUUCCCCUGAAGUUGCUACGAAUGGGGAGAUAGAGGCAUAUGGAGAACAUGAGGAUACCCCAAAUGAGGAAACAGAGGUCGAGAUAGAGACGUUUCAACUCUUUACAGCCGUCACCGACCAUUUGGCGACGCCAAACGAGGUAUACGCACAAUACAAGUCCCAAAACUAUGAAGUCGACCUGACAACCGUUGAGAGUGGGGAUGAGGACUCUGCAGGGACGAGGCAGCUAAGAAGUGCACGCAAGUUGGAGAUUCCACGAGGGCUAUCAUGCAGGACGUCGAGUAUAUACAUGUUUCUGAUGGAAGAAUGGAGCGGGACGGUACUGGUCCAGAUGUACUCUGGAGAUCUGUGGGUACUGCGUUACGGGAAGCGAUAG
Messenger RNA from Serendipita indica DSM 11827, 1719 nucleotides. NCBI's taxonomy places the organism in Eukaryota, Fungi, Basidiomycota, Agaricomycetes, Sebacinales, Serendipitaceae. The record is from the annotation of a GenBank genome assembly.